UUUUUUUUUGUCCGUCCAAGUAAUUAAAUGUUUAAUACCUUCUGCAUAAUACUCUCUUUUACGAUAUAUUUACCAAUAACAAUACUUUUAUAAAGCAUCUAAUGCCAUUUCAAGUCAAGUCUUUACUUGUUAUCUCUCAAGAUAUUUUGACAAACAACAUUGAUGGACUCACUUAUGUCGGAAAUGUCCCGUACUCUCUUCUCAAACCUUCACUUAAAAAAGCAACUCCUCAACAAUUAUAUCUUAUUGAACGGUUGAAUCCGCAUCUCCUACCUGAAUCUGAUGAACUUUGGCUAAGACAUAUGUCAAUCUUCAAAGAUCUGUUAGAUGCAUAUCAUCAAGGUGAUCAUCAAGAUUCAACCACUUGGCGUGGUCUUUACUUGAAACGAUAUCGGGAGAAUGAAGAACGGAAAAAGAUCAUUAGCGAAAAGGUCAAAAGUCAAUAUAAUAAGAUUCAACAUGAAAAAAAAGCUCGAUCUAUCAAGAUGAUCAAAGGAAAAUCAUCGACUAGCAAUAAUAGUAGCAAAUUAUUCCAGGACACCAAGAAAGCAGCCAGUAAGAC
Molecule: messenger RNA, 562 nt
Organism: Halteromyces radiatus
Lineage: Eukaryota; Fungi; Mucoromycota; Mucoromycetes; Mucorales; Cunninghamellaceae
Product: RNA polymerase II transcription factor SIII subunit A-domain-containing protein
Exons: 6
Biological process (GO): transcription elongation by RNA polymerase II
Cellular component (GO): nucleus; elongin complex
Source: RefSeq, a predicted model, not a curated record